GAGGUGCUCCGUAAAUAUGUUUGAUUAAAAUUAUCGCGGGCAUUUGGUAAUGGUGGGGUCAAACGCCGUUCUCAAAGAGGUCACGUUUUCCAACCGUUAGCUCUGUUCUCUUCCCAAACCACACACACACAACACACUCACAGAGUUCAGAAGAAUACACUCUACACUCUACACUCUACACUCUACACACACACCACUCUUUCUCCAACAUAAUGUUUUGUUACCGCCGGCUACUUCUUUUUUGUUUUUCUGUCACAUUUUUCUCCUUAUUGUUUCACUCUUCCACUUCUUCUUUGUUAUCACAUUCUCAGACACAACUCACUUCAGGGAAUGAAAAUGAGGGAAAUGGUGUAGUAUUUUAUCGGUUGUAUGAAAUAGCUGCGGCACCAUACGAGAACUCACCACUUCCCUUAGCUGCAGAGAGAACACGAAGAAAAGAUCCUUUAGAUGGCUUCAAUAAGUACACUAAUGGAUGGAAUAUCACUGACCAUCAUUAUUGGGCUUCUGUGGCAUAUUCUGCAAUUCCUAUAUUCAGCAUUGCAACAAUCUGGUUCUUGGGCUUUGGCUUAUGUUUACUACUUCUCAUUGUUUCUUACUUCUGUCGAAAAAGGGAGCCUUAUGGUUAUUCAUCAACAUACUAUACACUUUCCCUUAUUCUUCUAAUAUUGUUCACAUUUACAACAAUGAUUGGUUGUGCAGUUCUUUAUAUUGGACAAGGAAGUUUUCAUCGCAGCACAACUGCGACAUUGCAGUAUGUUGUAUAUCAAGCUGAUUCUGCAGUUGAUAAACUGAGGAAUGUUUCUGAUUACCUUGCUCAAGCUAAACUGGUCGGAAUCGAUCGUGUUUUUCUCCCUACUAAUGUUCAAACUGAUAUCGAUGACGCAGAAACUGAUAUCAAUGCUUCUGUUGCUACAAUUUCUGAUAAGACAAAGGAGAACUCAGACAACAUACAAGAUCUCUUAGAUUCUGUGAGGCUGGCGCUUAUCAUAAUAGCUGCAGUUAUGUUAGUCUUGACGUUUCUUGGAUUUUUGUUCUCAAUUUUUGGCAUGCAGCUACUUGUGUAUAUCUUGGUAAUCGCAGGAUGGUUUCUUGUUACUGGCACCCUUAUCUUAUGUGGUUUGUUCCUUAUUCUCCACAAUGUGACAGCAGAUACAUGUGUAGCCAUGAAUGAAUGGAUCCAAUAUCCUACUGCAAAUACGGCACUAGACGAUAUUCUACCCUGUGUGGACAAAGCCACUGCACAAGAAACAUUGUUACGAAGCAAAGAAGUUACUUCUGAACUAGUCAACUUGGUGAACCAAGUUAUUACCAAUGUCUCUAACAUCAAUUUUGCACCCAAUUUCACGCCACUGUAUUACAAUCAAUCUGGUCCCCUGAUGCCUCUCCUCUGUGAUCCUUUUCAUCCUGACAUGACAGAUAGACAAUGUGAUUCUGGUGAAGUGAACCUAAGCAAUGCAACACAGGUGUAUGGUAACUUCGUGUGCCAAGUUUCAGCAACAGAAAUAUGCAUGACCCAAGGGCGUUUAACCCCAACAUUCUCAAACCAAAUAUCCGCUGCAAUAAAUGUGGGUAACGCCUUAUACAAUUAUGCCCCAUCCCUUAUUGACCUACAAGACUGUACCUUUGUUCGUGAAACAUUCAGUGACAUAUAUAACGACCAUUGUCCUGCUCUACGACGUUAUACUAGAUGGAUUUAUGUUGGAUUAAUAAUGGUCUCUUUUGCUGUGAAGUUUUCUUUGAUCUUUUGGGUUGUGUAUGGGAGAGAGAGGAAACAUCGUCUAUAUACAAAAGUGUCAAAAGAGAUGAGUAUUCCCACAAGGGCCACACCAGCACCAACAAAUGCACUUGCAAUAUAUUAGUCCAUAUCACUAAAUGAGACAAGAUGUAUGAUUGAGCAACCUCAUUGAUAAAUGAUGUUUUAACCAAGUUUGGAUUAUUAUUAUUAUUUUUUAAGUGUUGGUGUAUAAUGUUGUAGCUUCUUUUUAUGACAUUGCUAGUACUAGUUUUUAAUGAAAAAUGUUGUUAUUUUA
Cicer arietinum (chickpea) is the source of this 2030-nucleotide messenger RNA. RefSeq lists its product as uncharacterized. Gene Ontology annotation, cellular component: plasmodesma; plasma membrane. The record is from RefSeq and is a predicted model, not a curated record. NCBI's taxonomy places the organism in Eukaryota, Viridiplantae, Streptophyta, Magnoliopsida, Fabales, Fabaceae.